CAUAAACAGGAGUUCCAUAUCCAUAUCCGAGCCCUCGUAUAUAUACACCCCGGGAAUGAUUUCUUCCCACUGCUACUGGCCACUGCUGCCCUCCUCCUCGUCUUUCUGUCUCGUCGUAGGUUGUGAAGAAAAGAAACCGCCAACAUGUCUGAAAAAAAGAUGACUUCGAGCCGCAGACAUCACCUAAAGAGUUUGAUGCUGCAGAUUGCGGCGAACUGGAUUGAAAAUGAGAAGAAGGAAAUCGCAGCAGCCAAGCAGGCCUACAUGGCUGAACACUGCCCUGCACCCAACCUGGGCGGAGACCAGGCCACUCUCAUGGAAACCUGCAAAAAGCUUCACGCCCUCAUCGACAAAGUGGAUGAGGAGAGGUACGACCUGCAGGCCAAAGUGGGCAAGGCCGAUAAAGAGAUCGACGACCUGAAGAUCAAAGUGGUCGACCUGGCUGGAGUGAAGAAGCCCGCUCUGAAGAGAGUGCGUAUGUCCGCUGACGCCAUGUUGAAAGCUCUGCUGGGCUCCAAACAUACAGUCAACCUGGACCUGAGGGCCAACCUGAAGCAAGUCAAGAAGGAGGUGAAAGAGGAGCCUAUAGAGGCCGGUGACUGGCGUAAGAACAUUGAGGACAAGGCCGACAGGAAGAAGAUGUUCGAGAGUUCCUAAAGAACUUAACUCUGCUCGUGGCUCUUGUAGUUGCUCUGGGCUGUUAGCACUUUUUAUGGAAUUUUUCAUUGAGUUGAAAUACCUUUUGUUUCAUUAAAUCUGUAAGUUUCA
Molecule: messenger RNA, 768 nt
Organism: Lates calcarifer (barramundi perch)
Lineage: Eukaryota; Metazoa; Chordata; Actinopteri; Centropomidae
Product: troponin I, fast skeletal muscle
Exons: 7
Coding region: 145-657 (170 amino acids)
Biological process (GO): muscle contraction
Cellular component (GO): troponin complex
Source: RefSeq, a predicted model, not a curated record